CGCGUGAUAAGGAAUCUUUUCCAUAUAUGUCCAGAAAGUAUGUCUUAGGUGCUAAGGAUAUGGCAGAGGAGGACCUAUUGGUUGAGACAUCAAUCGGGGAUGAAAUAUUGAUGAAGGAAAAAAGUUUUGUGGAGUUAUGGAACGCAGUGUCCGAAUUCCACGCGGAUCUUAUCCCCCCCAUUUCACAGGUAGGCUGUGGAUCAGAACCUGACACUCACGAGGAUGAUGACCUUCCCCUCACGGAGGAGGAAAGGGCUUUUCACGCUAAGUUUGUAGCAGAGUCUAGUGCUCAGAUGACGAUUGGGUUAGCAAAAGAGAAAAUGAAGGAUGUUAACAAGUUCACUCGAAAUGCCUUUCUCCCAAUCGCCCCUCCUAGGUGGAUUGAAUCAAAGGUGAAGGAGAAGAAGGAUAAGAUUUGGGAGUUUGAGACAUUCAAUCAUUCGGUUCCCAUCGGGGUGAAUGCGUAUAAGCUAUUAGCAUCAUUGUCUGAGGAGGAGGUGAAUCUCUGUCAGGAACGUGCGCUCAAUGAAAACACUGAGAUAAUCAAGGGGCCUUACCCUUGGACUGCAGACGCCAUGAUGCUUCCGAAGGUCGGACAGUUUGAUCCUCUCAAGUGCAAUGCUUCAUCCACGACCCUAGCCGUAAGGGGUUUCUAUCCUCCCAAGGGGCAAACUGCGUUAGCAGAGCUCAAGAGGAUUUGGAACGCGGGAAGACCCUACUUGAAGUGUCGAUGUGUGGAGUUGGAAAAAGGUGACUGCAAAACUAACAUCACAUGGUUCGAUCAGGUACUGUGGUACCUGCUUGCUAAUCCGGAUCUGUUAUUUCCUGAAGCUCCAACGCUCCAUGCCAGGGUCAGGGCGAUGAAAAGCUUAUUGAGGAAGACUUGGCGAACACCUGUCUUGGCCAGCGUGGUUUUCUUUUUCAUGAGGGAAAUCAUGGUCAAAAUGGCGCAUGCAGUGGUGCACAACCCGACAGUGAGACAGGAGAAGAUUUUGGAUGAUGAAGUCCUCAUGUUGAGGAAAUUCCCUCGUAAGAUGGCUGCGUUAAUCUUACCUGACAAGUACCUCAACAACCUGUCAAAACGCAGGAGGCCAACGAUGCGUGAUGCGUGACCAGCAAAACGGCCAAAGAAUACAAUCCUCUCGUACUAUGUAAGGCCUCAACAUGGCCAGCCAGCCUCAAUUG
This is a messenger RNA of Chara braunii, 1185 nucleotides long. The record is from the annotation of a GenBank genome assembly. NCBI's taxonomy places the organism in Eukaryota, Viridiplantae, Streptophyta, Charophyceae, Charales, Characeae.